UUUACCCAACUGUCGACAUGUCUGAAUUACCGGAUUGCAUGAAAGUUCUAAUCAAGGAAGAGGAGAAACCAUCGUAUAUGUACAAAGAAAUUCCUGUCCCACAACCAGGAAACGGCGAAUUGCUCGUGAAAGUUCUUAAAGUCUCUAUAUGUGGUUCUGAUAACAUAUUGUACCAGUGGGGCGAAGCUGCAAAGGCAAUAGCCACAUUACCUUUCAUUCCUGGCCAUGAGUGUGUUGGAGAGGUUGUGAAGGUUGGUCCUGAAUGUGAUGAAAAAUAUUUCAUUGGGCAGCGAAUUUGUUGCGAAAAUCACUUUUAUUGUGGAAAGUGCUAUCAGUGUUCACAUGACUUACGCCACAUUUGCCAGAACUUGAAUCAGUUUGGCCAUGGAAGAGGAACAAUCUAUGGAGGAUGUGCCCAGUAUACCAUUAUUCCAGCGCAAUACUGCUACCAGUUGAAAACAAACCUGGAUGUGGACAGGGCCUGCCUUUUGGAACCAUUUGGUGUGGCACAUCAAGCAAUGGAAGAAGUUUGUCCUGGAGGAGACACUGUACUGAUUCAAGGGUGUGGUCCUAUUGGCUUAAUAUCAGCUGGGAUUGCCAAGUGCAUGGGUGCUGUCAAAAUCAUUGCCACAGAUAUUGUAGAAGAAAGACUUCAAAAAGCAAAGCAAAUGGGUGCAGAUGUGCUAGUAAAUGGGAAGACAGAAAAUCUCAAAGAUAUCGUUAUGAGAGAAACUUCAGGUGAUGGAAUUGGUUGCCUUGUUGAGUGUUCGGGAGCAGCGCCAUUAGUAAACAGCUGUUUCUCCCUGUUGAGAAAAGGAGGAAGGGUUGUUCUUGUGGGACUUCUUAAGCAACCUCUUCAUGUAGAAAACUUUCUGCAAGAUAUUUUAUUCAAGUCUCUGACAUUAAAAACAAUUCAUGGAAGGAAGAUUUUCAGCACUUGGGAAAAAUCAGAAGAGUUGCUGUUUAACAACAAGGUUGAUGUAACUCCGGUCAUUACUCAUGAGGUACCAAUGAGCCAAUUUGAAAAAGUUUUAUCUUCUUGUCAAGGGUGGCACAGAAAUGAUUUUUUAGACUAUGCGGGCUUUUGACUUGCUCAAAUCUGGGAAAGGAUGUAAGAUUAUGGUUAAUCCACACGCCUAAAGAACUGGAAAGGCAA
Stylophora pistillata is the source of this 1156-nucleotide messenger RNA. RefSeq lists its product as uncharacterized. Gene Ontology annotation, molecular function: oxidoreductase activity; zinc ion binding. NCBI's taxonomy places the organism in Eukaryota, Metazoa, Cnidaria, Anthozoa, Scleractinia, Pocilloporidae. The record is from RefSeq and is a predicted model, not a curated record.